Molecule: messenger RNA, 765 nt
Organism: Malaclemys terrapin pileata
Lineage: Eukaryota; Metazoa; Chordata; Testudines; Emydidae
Product: IgGFc-binding protein-like
Exons: 3
Coding region: 1-765 (254 amino acids)
Source: RefSeq, a predicted model, not a curated record
AUGACUCACCACCACAUAGCCACCAGCCCAGGACAGAAGGUGCGAGACCAUUAUCGGCCGCUGCCCAAGAAGAUGUGGGGAGUCCUCAGGGAAGAGAUCGAGGCUAUGCUGACCUUGGGGCUGAUGGGGGAAUCUCACAAUGAGUGGAGGAGCCCCAUUGUCUUGGUUCCAAAAGCUGAUGGAUCCACUCGGUUCAGCAUAGACUUCUGGAAAGUCAGUGCAAUCUCUGGGUUCGAUGCCUAUCCAGUGCCACAGGCUGGGGAGACCUUCCACCCAACGUGCCAGGAGCAGUGUGUGUGCCAGGCCAGUGGAGAUGUGGUUUGUAAAGUUUUGUCCAGCCUCCCUAAUGAGGAGUACAAGCUGGUGAAUGGCAUCCAGAAAUGCCAGCCUAUCGGAUCCGCAAAAUGCUCCGCAGCCGGAGACCCCCACUACCUCUCCUUCGAUAGGGUCGCUUUCGAUUUCCAAGGCACCUGCACCUACAUCCUGGCCAAGACCUGCACCAACACCGGGAACCUGACAUUCUUUGCCGUGAAGGUGGAGAAUGUGCCCUGGGGCAAUGGGAAGGUGUCUGUCACCAAGCUGCUGUCUGUGGAGGUCUACGGGCUCACGCUCACCCUGCUGCAGAACAGGAAGGGGCUCGUCAUGGUGAAUAACACCAGGGCCCACUUACCCAUCUCCCUCAGCAAUGGGGCCCUUUGGGUCUAUCAGAGCGGCACCUCCCUCGUCCUCCACACCGACUUCAACCUCAGAGUGUCCUACGACUGA